GGCGUGAGCAGGAGGAGGAGCUGCGGCGGCUGCAGCCACUCAAGGAGGUCGGUGCCGCUGUGUGGACCCGCCGAAGGCGCGGGCUGCUGGUCCCGCGUGGAGAAGGUGCGGCGGUCCUGGGGCUAUGGAGCCUGGUGACGCGGCGCGCCUGGGCCCCGGUUGGGCUGUCCGAGUGCUGCCACCAAAGCUGCUACUGCUGUCGCUGCUGCUGCCGCUGCUGCUGGGCCGGGGGCUGCGUGCAGGGGCUGGGGCCUCUUCCUCUGGGGCGGUGGCGGAGGACAGCAGCGCCAUGGAGGAGCUUGCCACCGAGAAGGAGGCUGAGGAGAGCCACCGGCAAGACAGCGUGAGCCUGCUCACCUUCAUCCUGCUGCUCACCCUCACCAUCCUCACCAUCUGGCUCUUCAAACACCGCCGGGUGCGCUUUCUGCACGAGACCGGACUGGCCAUGAUCUACGGGCUCAUCGUCGGGGUGAUCCUGAGAUAUGGCACCCCUGCUACCAGUGGCCGUGACAAAUCACUGAGCUGUACUCAGGAAGACAGGGCAUUCAGCACCUUAUUAGUGAAUGUCAGUGGGAAGUUCUUCGAGUACACUCUGAAGGGAGAAAUCAGCCCGGGCAAGAUCAACAGUGUAGAGCAGAAUGACAUGCUGCGGAAGGUAACAUUUGAUCCAGAGGUAUUUUUCAACAUUCUGCUGCCCCCAAUUAUUUUCCAUGCUGGAUACAGUUUAAAGAAGAGACAUUUUUUCAGAAAUCUUGGCUCUAUUCUGGCCUAUGCCUUUUUGGGAACUGCAGUUUCCUGCUUCAUUAUUGGAAAUCUCAUGUAUGGCGUGGUGAAGCUUAUGAAGAUUGUGGGCCAGCUCUCUGAUAAAUUUUACUACACAGAUUGUCUCUUUUUUGGAGCAAUUAUCUCUGCAACUGACCCAGUGACUGUGUUGGCGAUAUUUAAUGAAUUGCACGCUGACGUGGAUUUGUAUGCACUUCUGUUUGGAGAGAGCGUCCUAAACGAUGCUGUUGCCAUUGUACUGUCAUCGUCUAUAGUUGCCUACCAGCCAGCAGGGUUGAAUACUCAUGCCUUUGAUGCUGCUGCCUUUUUUAAGUCAGUUGGCAUUUUUCUUGGUAUAUUUAGUGGCUCUUUUACCAUGGGAGCUCUUGCAGGCCUCAGGGGAGCAAUGGCAUUUGCUCUGGCUAUCCGUGACACAGCCUCAUAUGCUCGCCAGAUGAUGUUCACGACCACUCUCCUCAUUGUCUUCUUCACUGUCUGGAUUAUUGGUGGAGGUACAACACCCAUGUUGUCCUGGCUUAAUAUAAGAGUUGGUGUGGAGGAGCCCUCCGAAGAGGAUCAGAGUGCACACCGCUGGCAGUACUUCAGAGUUGGCGUUGAUCCAGAUCAAGACCCACCGCCCAACAAUGACAGCUUUCAAGUCUUACAAGGGGAUGGCCCCGAUUCUGCUGGAGGAAACCGGACCAAGCAGGAGAGUGCAUGGAUAUUCAGGCUGUGGUACAGCUUUGACCACAAUUACUUGAAGCCCAUCCUCACUCACAGUGGUCCACCACUAACCACCACUCUCCCUGCCUGGUGUGGCUUGCUGGCUCGAUGUCUGACCAGUCCCCAGGUAUAUGAUAACCAAGAGCCACUACGAGAAGAAGACUCAGAUUUCAUCCUCACCGAGGGUGACCUCACCUUGACCUAUGGAGACAGUGCAGUGACUGCCAAUGGCUCCUCGGGCUCCCACACAGCCUCUACCAGUCUGGAGGGUAGUCGGAGAACCAAGGGCAGCUCAGAAGAAGUGCUGGAGCGAGACCUGGGAAUGGGAGACCAGAAGCUUUCAAGCCGGGGCACACCUCUUGUGUUUCCUCUGCAGGAAAAUGCAUGACUUUCUGCCAUCCCUAAACCCUGAAGUGAUAGGGCGAGGCCCUGAGGGGUGAGGAUGGCUAUAUCCCCCUCUAGUGUGUUUGAGUGGGGGCGUUGAUUGGAUUGAACAAAUGCUUCUGUUUUAUUGGGAUCUGAUGCUAUCUUAACAUUCAAAAUUUAACCCAAGGCGCAGAUGGUGAAGCUAAAGUGUCUCUAAUUUAAGACAAAUGCAGACCAUACUCCCAGUUUUUCACAUCGUCCUACUGUUUUCCAAGUUAAGCAAACAAAGUAAUAGCAUGCUUUAAACAGUCUCUUAAUUUGUCUGCCCGCAGCAUCUGAACACAUAGGGUGGCAGAGCAGAGACAGGGCUUCUGCCUGGCCACCCAUGAGACACUCCAAGGUCUACCACUGUGUGUCUAGCUGGCUCCAGGAUAUCAAGUUAUGGGAGAACAGGAUACAAAAAACUCAUGGAGGAAGGUAAUUGAAUUGGCCUUCCAAUGAUUCUGAGAUGCUGCUGUUAGACAGGACAGAAAGGACUAUUGGAUUGGAGACUGUGCUUUGAAGGCUGUGAGCAUCUCCUAUCAGGAGUCCUAGCCCUAGCUACCUGUGUUUCUCCUAACAAAAUGGUCAUUAGAAAAGGUAUCUAUGAGGCAUUGCAAAGCAAGGGCAAGAUGUAUUGUUCCUCCUCUGGAAAUUGCCAUGAAGAAGUCACUAAAAUGUUCAAAACCAAAGGCAAAUAGUAUUAUACUGGUGGGUUUAAAAAAAAUCAAUCUGAGGACAGGAGAUAUUUCAAAAGUGGUAAUGGUAUAAUUGCAGAAAUGGUUCAACUUCUGAGGGCUACCAUGAGAGCUGCUUGUCUGGGAAAUGGCUAAAGAGAACUGAGGUAUUGUCUGUGGGGGUAAAGCUAUCACCAUGUAUAGGAAGCUUUUACCUGGGGCAGAGAAAGCAACAAGGGACUGAAGAGACCAUAGGCUAGUUUUUGGAGGAAAGAAAUCUCAUUGCAAAAAAAAA
Molecule: messenger RNA, 2862 nt
Organism: Dipodomys ordii (Ord's kangaroo rat)
Lineage: Eukaryota; Metazoa; Chordata; Mammalia; Rodentia; Heteromyidae
Gene: Slc9a7
Product: solute carrier family 9, subfamily A (NHE7, cation proton antiporter 7), member 7
Exons: 13
Coding region: 125-1873 (582 amino acids)
Biological process (GO): regulation of pH; proton transmembrane transport; sodium ion transport
Cellular component (GO): recycling endosome; membrane
Molecular function (GO): sodium:proton antiporter activity
Source: RefSeq, a predicted model, not a curated record